UCCCGAACGCGUCCAUCAAGUCAACAAACCAAAUUUGGGGCUCAAGUUCCCCCGUCUCCCGGUCAAUCCAAAUCCGGGACUUUCCGUUCGAACACCGGGGGGAAAACGAGAGUUGAUAUAAUGAAUCUUUGCAAACAAAAAUAGAAGCAGUUUCUACAAUCAUACCUCUUUCAUAUUCUCACUACAGAGCUCUCCGAAAACCAUAAGAAAAACUACUGAGUGAAUCUUCGGCACUAAAAGGCUCAGGUUGUCACCUACGCAGCACCAGCAAUGGCGGAGAUUAAGAAGUUGAUCAUCGCCGUUGAGGGCACAGGGGCCAUGGGCCCCUUCUGGCGUACCAUCCUCUCUGAUUAUCUUGAGAAGAUUGUCAGGUCUCUCUGUGGUAACGAGAUAGCAGGACAGAAGCUCUCUGCUCCGAUUGCUGAGUUCUCAUUGGUCUCAUUUAAUACACAUGGACCUUAUUGUGCUUGCUUAGUACAACGGAGUGGGUGGACAAGAAAUGUUGAUACCUUCUUACAAUGGCUAUCGGCGAUACCCUUUAGUGGUGGUGGUUUUAAUGACGCUGCAAUUGCAGAGGGGCUUUCAGAAGCUCUAAUGAUGUUCCCUAUUUCUCCAAGUGGAAUUGAAUGUCAAAGACAUUGCAUUCUUGUUGCUGCGAGUAACCCUUACCCAUUGCCUACGCCAGUUUAUAGGCCGCAAUUGCAAAAUUUGGAACGGGGUGAAAAUAUUGAAGCAGAAACAGAAAAUCAUUUAUCUGAUGCUGAGACACUUGCUAAAUCAUUUGCCCAGUGCUCUGUCUCACUUUCUAUCAUCUGCCCGAAACAGCUUCCAAAACUUAGAGCAAUCUACAAUGCAGGAAAGCGCAACCAACGCACUACAGAUCCACCAGUUGACAGUGCUAAAAAUCCUCAUUUUCUAGUUCUAAUAUCAGAGAAUUUCAUGGAGGCUCGUGCUGCUUUAAGUCGUCCUGGAGUAACAAAUUUGGCUUCUAACCAAAGUCCCGUGAAGAUGGAUAUUGCUUCUGUCAAUUUAGUAACAGGAGCACCUCCAACUUCAAUUCCAUCAGUGAACGGAUCGGUCAUAAACAGGCAACCAAUUUCUGGUGGAAACCCUACUACUGCCACUGUUAAAGUUGAGCCUAGCACUGUCACUUCGAUGGGAAGCCAACCUACAUUUCCACAAAUUCCGACUGUUGCCCGCCCUGCUUCUCAAGGUGUCCCAAGCAGCUUGCAAACUUUGUCACCAUCUUCUGCUUCUCAAGACAUGAUGACAAAUGGCGAGAAUGUGCAAGAAGUAAAACCCAUUGUCAGUGGGAUGCCACAGUCCCUUCGUCCUGUACAUCCUGCUGCUGCAAAUGUGAGCAUUCUGAACAAUCUCUCUCAAGCACGAGUGAUGAACUCUGCAGCUCUAACUGGAGGCACUUCUAUUGGACUCCCAUCCAUGGGUCAAACUCCUGUUGCCAUGCAUAUGUCAAACAUGAUAUCCAGUGGAAUGACAUCUUCCAUGCCAGCUGCUCAAACUGCUUUUUCUUCUGGGCAAUCUGCCCUCACUUCAGUAACAGGGACUCUUGCAGCAAAUUCGCAAGUUCCACAGAACACAGGUCUUGGUUCAUUAACUUCCACAACUUCUAAUGUGCCCGGAAAUUUAAACCCUGGGAGCACACUACCAAUGGGAAAUCUUCAAGGAGGCGUUAGUGUGGGACAGUCCGUACAUGGCAUGAGCCAAGGAAAUCUUUCAGGGGGACAAAUUGUGCAAAAUGGGAUUAACAUGAAUCAGAGCAUGAUGGCGGGUCUUCGUCCAUCAAGUGUCUCUUCUGGAACUGGCAUGAUGAUUCCUACACCGGGAAUGACUCAUCAAGGACAACCAGGGACCCAGCCUCUUGGUGCAAGCAACAAUUCAGCAGUUAGUAUGCCAUUGUCACAACAGACAUCAGGCGCCUUGCAGUCCGCACAAUCAAAAUAUAUUAAAGUCUGGGAGGGAAACUUGUCUGGGCAGAGACAAGGGCAGCCAGUAUUUAUCACCAGACUUGAAGGCUAUAGAAGUUUCUCGGCUGCUGAGAAUCUUGCAGCUAACUGGCCACCGACGAUGCAGAUAGUUAGGCUCAUAUCUCAAGACCACAUGAAUAACAAGCAAUAUGUCGGAAAGGCUGAUUUUCUGGUAUUUCGGGCAUUGAAUCAGCAUGGGUUUCUUGCCCAGCUGCAAGAAAAGAAACUUUGUGCAGUCAUCCAAUUACCAUCACAAACGUUACUGCUUUCUGUUUCUGACAAAGCCUUCCGCUUGAUUGGAAUGCUCUUUCCUGGGGAUAUGGUUGUGUUUAAGCCACAGAUACCCAGUCAGCAGCAACAAUUGCAACAGCAGAUGCAAUCACAGCAGCAUCCGCAGCUACAACAGCAACAGCUACAACAACUGCAACAACAGCAACAGCAUUCUCAACCGCAACAGCAGCAACAGCUUACUCAAAUGCCGCAACAACUUAACCAAAUGCCGCAACAGCAACCACCGCUCCAUCAAUUGCAGCAACAGCAGCUUCCACAACAGCAACAAAUGGUUGGGACAGGAAUGGGUCAAUCUUUUGUUCAAGGUUCAGGACGGUCACAAUUGGUUUCCCAAGGACAAGUUUCAUCACAAGGACCACCUAAUAACGUGCCUGGAGGUGGGUUUAUGAGUUGAAAAGACCUCCCUUCAAUGGCAACACAAUGUACUGCUGCACAAGGUAAUAAGUUCUAGUCAUAUUGAUGGUCACUGUAAGGCUUAUCAGUGAUCUUCGUGAGUCUCUUUCUAGAGGUGGUAAUGGUAUAUUAUAGACUUAUAGAAACCUCUGGAACCCCGAUGGUUGUUUUUUUUUCAGACCUCUUAAGAAAGUGAAGUGGUAAUUUAUAGAAAUAUCUGGAUUAUGAACUUUCUGGGAGUA
Molecule: messenger RNA, 2911 nt
Organism: Tripterygium wilfordii
Lineage: Eukaryota; Viridiplantae; Streptophyta; Magnoliopsida; Celastrales; Celastraceae
Product: mediator of RNA polymerase II transcription subunit 25
Exons: 15
Coding region: 271-2670 (799 amino acids)
Biological process (GO): positive regulation of transcription by RNA polymerase II
Cellular component (GO): transcription regulator complex; mediator complex
Source: RefSeq, a predicted model, not a curated record